AUGGCGCCUCCUCAGCGAUCGCCGGCGAAUCCGCUGGCGUUCACACCGGGCCCGGUCACCCUCAUCACCACAUUCGUGUACCUAGCCCUAUUGAUCCCUUCACUUGUCAUUCACCAUGUUGUGCCGUCCGCUCCGAGCUCGAAUUCCCGCGAAGGGUUGAAUCUCACAGAAGCCUGGGCCGAUCUUCAAGUGCUUACUGCGGGAUUCCACCCAUAUAACUCCCACCGCAAUGAUGCAGUUCACGAUUGGUUGCUGCGACGAAUCGGCGAGAUCGUGGACUCUCCUUCCCCGGGCGAAUAUGACUCCGUCGACGUGAAGAAGCCCGACGUGUUCGUCUUCGACGAUACGCACUCGAACCUGACAUUUACUGGGGAUACUUUGACCGCUGCCAGUCUGGGUGUAUAUUUCGAGGGUACCAAUAUCAUUGUCUACAUUCGUGGCUUGGAAGACGGUCCAGACCGCUGGUGGGAGGACCCGGAUGGGAUGCCAACGGGCAAAGGAGGUGUGCUAGUGAAUGCCCACUACGACAGUGUCUCCACGGGAUACGGGGCCACCGACGACGGAGUAGGCGUCGUGACCUGUCUGCAACUGAUCAAGUACUUUACGACGCCGGGAUACGCUCCACGAAAGGGCUUGGUGGUGCUCUUCAACAACGGCGAGGAGGACUUCCUCAAUGGAGCUCGCGUGUACAGUCAACAUCCCAUCUCCCGUCUCCCUCAUACAUUCCUCAACUUGGAGGGGGCCGGUGCCGGGGGACGCGCCGCCCUGUUCCGCAGCUCCGACACCGAAGUCACUCGCUCUUACAUGCGAUCACCCCAUCCGUUCGGGUCGGUCCUGGCCGCCAAUGGGUUUGACAUGCACCUGAUCAGCAGCCAGACAGACUACGUGGUUUUUGAGGGGGAUAUGGGCCUGCGGGGUCUGGACGUGGCGUUCAUUGAGCCUCGGUCCCGAUACCAUACGGACCAGGACGAUUCGCGACACACCAGCAAGGACUCGCUCUGGCAUAUGCUCUCGGCGGCAGUGGCUACCACGACGGGACUGGUGUCGGACUCGAGUGACCAAUUCGACGGUCCGCGGUCCAAGGAUCCUACCCACAUUUCUAGUGGAUCGGGUACCGAGGCCGUGUGGUUUGACCUUUUCGGCAGCACCUUCGUCGUCUUCCGUCUGCACACGCUAUUUGCUUUGUCGGUGACGCUGCUCGUCGUGGCUCCUCUAGCGCUGCUCGUCACCAGCAUCGCCCUCACCAGGGCCGACAAGAUGUACCUGUUCCGCUCGUCCGUGAAGCCGGAGGCCGGUCUCGAGGCCGUCGCCUUGCAGGGCGUCCGGGGGUUCUUCCGGUUCCCUUUCCUCCUUGGGAUCCCAAUCGCCGUGACCAUUGGGCUGGCGUACCUGGUGACGAAAGUGAACCCGUUCAUCGUGCACAGCAGCGGGUACGCCGUGUGGAGCAUGAUGAUCUCUGCCUGGGUGUUCCUGGCCUGGUUUGUCUCCCGGGUGGCCGAUUUUGCGCGCCCGUCAGCCUUCCACCGUGUCUACACGCUGACGUGGUUGUUCGUUGUGGCAUGGGUGCUGCUGGUGAUCACCACGGUGUACGAGAACCAGCGGGGACUAGCUGGAGGGUACCCUGUCUUCUUUCUCUUUGCCGGCAUCUUCGUCGCCACCUGGAUCUCGUACCUGGAGCUGUUUUCCCUGCCGCGGAAGUCCGACUAUGCCGGUCAGAUACUGCCCGCUUCCGGGCACGCCAGCAGCCAUGGUAGUCGGCUGGGCACGUCUUCCGCCGAGCCUAUGGACGGGGACGACGCGGAUGUCGAGGAAGAACCGACGGAAUCGACGUCCCUGCUGGGCAGCGGACAGCGGACGACGUUUGCGAACUAUGUACGAGUGAACGGCGACCACGGAGAUCUCAUGCAUGGGGAAGACGAGGCGGAGAACAACCCUCACGUCUACGGCAGCGAACAGGCCUGGAGUUGGCGCAUGCCCAAAUGGACCUGGGUCCUGCAAUUCCUCCUGAUUGCGCCAGUGGUGCUCAUCCUGGUUGGCCCUCUGGCCUUGCUGCUCACGAGUGGGCUGCAUCAAACGGGCCAGGAUGGAAGUCCUCGUCUGUUAGUGUAUCUCGCGUUGGCGGUGCUUACGACGCUCUUGCUCAUGCCACUCUUGCCAUUCAUCCACCGGUAUACGUAUCACAUACCGACAUUUUUGCUGGCAGUGUUUGUGGGGACGCUGAUCUACAACCUCGUCGCGUUCCCGUUCUCGGAGACCAAUCGGGUAAAACUCUUCUUCCUACAGGAAAUCGAUCUGGACACGGGCAUCAACCGGGCGUCUCUGACGGGCAUGCCACCGUUCGUCGACGAAGUGGCUCGGGGACUGCCCAGUGCGACUGGCCAGAAUAUCAGCUGCGCCUGGCUGGGGCGUCGAUCACAGUGCUCAUGGGUCGGAAUCCCUCCAGUAGUCACCAAGGAUGACGCCCCAAAUCCGAGACUAAACAAUAUAGCCGACUGGGUCACCUUCAACAUCACCCGAUCCACCAAUCAGCCGCGGGCCCGCUUCGAAGUCUCCGGACUCAACACCCGCGCCUGCAAACUCACCUUCGACUCCCCCAUUUCUACCUUUCACGUCGCCGACGGCGCCGUUGAUCCACGAUUCCCUCACACCUCGCCCACGGGUAUCCGCGAGAUUCGUCUCUGGAGUCGCACAUGGCAGCGUACCUGGACGGUGGACAUUGAAUGGGCGGAGCCCAAUGCGGAGACGGAUGGGAGGCUGGGGCUGGGGCUGAGCGGCCGGGUGGCAUGUCUCUGGAGUGACCACAACACGGCCGGGGUGAUUCCCGCACUGGAUGAAGUCAUGCAGUAUUCGCCAGGGUGGGUGGCGGUGAGUAAGUUGUCAGAUGGAUUAGUUGAGGGCAGUCGGGCGUUUCAAUUGGUGGGUAACUAA
Messenger RNA from Aspergillus tanneri, 2928 nucleotides. RefSeq names its product M28 family metallopeptidase. Gene Ontology annotation, biological process: proteolysis. The record is from RefSeq and is a predicted model, not a curated record. The coding region runs from base 1 to 2928 and encodes 975 amino acids. The transcript has a single exon. NCBI's taxonomy places the organism in Eukaryota, Fungi, Ascomycota, Eurotiomycetes, Eurotiales, Aspergillaceae. Gene Ontology annotation, molecular function: metalloexopeptidase activity.